Molecule: messenger RNA, 1572 nt
Organism: Vicia faba (fava bean)
Lineage: Eukaryota; Viridiplantae; Streptophyta; Magnoliopsida; Fabales; Fabaceae
Source: the annotation of a GenBank genome assembly
AUGUUCAGUUUCAGCAAAAUCAUCAUCACCUUAAUCAUCUUGUUCUUGUUCCAUUCGGGAUACUCCGAUGCCCACAUAUUCACCUUCACCAUGCACCACCGUUACUCCGAACCUGUCAAGAAAUGGUCCCUCUCCGCACCUUCUCCUUCUCAUCGAUGGCCGGAAAAGGGCACCGUCGAAUACUACGCCGAGUUAGCUGACCGCGACCGCUUCCUCCGCGGCCGUAGACUCUCCCAAUUCGACGCCGGUCUUGCUUUCUCCGACGGAAAUUCCACCUUCCGUAUCAGCUCCCUCGGAUUUUUACAUUAUACAACAGUUGAGCUAGGGACACCUGGAGUGAAGUUCAUGGUGGCACUUGAUACAGGAAGUGACCUCUUUUGGGUACCUUGUGAUUGUACAAGAUGUGCAGCUACUGAUAGUUCUGCAUUUUCUGCCUUGGCUUCAGAUUUUGAACUUAGUGUGUAUAAUCCUAAUGGAUCUUCAACAAGUAAAAAGGUCACUUGUAACAAUAGUCUCUGCACGCAUCGCAAUCAAUGCCUUGGGACAUUUAGCAACUGCCCUUACAUGGUCUCUUACGUCUCCGCUGAAACCUCUACGUCUGGAAUAUUAGUGGAGGACGUUCUGCACUUAACACAAGAAGAUGAUCAUCAUGACCUUGUUGAGGCAAAUGUUGUGUUUGGAUGUGGACAAGUUCAGAGUGGAUCGUUCUUAGAUGUUGCUGCUCCAAAUGGUUUGUUUGGACUUGGUAUGGAGAAAAUAUCAGUUCCUAGCGUGUUAUCAAGGGAAGGCUUUACAGCAGAUUCGUUCUCCAUGUGUUUUGGACGAGAUGGCGUUGGAAGAAUAAGUUUUGGAGAUAAAGGAAGUCUUGAUCAAAACGAGACUCCAUUUAAUAUGAACCCAUCACACCCUACCUAUAACAUCACAGUCGAUCAAGUCCGUGUAGGGACAACACUAAUCGACGUGGAAUUCACUGCUCUUUUUGAUUCUGGAACCUCUUUUACAUAUUUGGUUGAUCCAACCUAUUCAAGGCUAUCUGAGAGUUUUCAUUCCCAAGUGGAAGAUAGGCGACGUCCAUCCGAUUCAAGGAUCCCUUUUGAAUAUUGUUAUGAUAUGAGUCCUGAUGCAAAUACUAGCCUGAUACCUAGCAUGAGUUUAACUAUGGGAGGUGGAAGCCGUUUUUCUGUUUAUGAUCCAAUAAUUAUCAUCUCUACGCAGAGUGAACUUGUAUAUUGUCUAGCAGUGGUCAAGAGUGCUGAGCUGAACAUAAUUGGACAAAACUUCAUGACUGGUUACCGUGUUGUUUUUGACCGGGAAAAGCUCACACUGGGAUGGAAGAAAUCUGAUUGUUACGACGUUGAGGAUCAUAACAAUGCUGUCCCAACAAGACCUCACUCCGACAAUGUGCCUCCCGCAGUCGCUGCUGGGCUUGGCCAUUACCCUGCCCCUGAUUCAAGUAAAAAUUCCAAAUACAAAUCUCAACAGUCAAAUGCAUCACCGUCGUUGCACACUUUGCUUCUGACUUGCUUUGGAAUUCUAAUUUCUUGUAUUUGGUUUUAUUUAUAUGUUCUAUGA